Messenger RNA from Umbelopsis ramanniana AG, 1321 nucleotides. RefSeq lists its product as uncharacterized. The record is from RefSeq and is a predicted model, not a curated record. Lineage: Eukaryota; Fungi; Mucoromycota; Umbelopsidomycetes; Umbelopsidales; Umbelopsidaceae. Gene Ontology annotation, biological process: secondary metabolic process. The coding region runs from base 226 to 1197 and encodes 323 amino acids. The transcript has a single exon. Gene Ontology annotation, cellular component: cytosol; cytoplasm. Gene Ontology annotation, molecular function: carboxy-lyase activity; hydrolase activity.
ACACUAUUUCUAGACAUCCCAAAACUUGGAUGUUUUACCACAGUAUUGGCUGUAGAUAUAACCGGAGAAUUGACCAUGAUAUCAUUGGAACGUAACCCAAUUUCAAGUGCCAUAAUAGCUCCAUGCGUAGCCCCUUGUCAUUGUAUAUCCAUGGGCUGUGACUGUCACGGUAAGGCAUAUAUCAGCCCUUCCUUUUCCUUUUGAUACCUCUCAUUCCCAUUUACAAUGAACACCCACCGAAGAAUUGAUACGCACUUCCAUGUUGUACCGGAUUUCUAUGCUAAGAUUGUAGAAGAAACAGGAGGCGAUCCAUCAGGAUGGCCGACACCAGGAUGGACGCUCGAGCAAGCCAAAGCUCACAUGGCGCAAUUAGGCAUUGCAUCCGCCGUCGUUUCGGUCACCGCUCCUGGAACUACCAUGUACGCAGAUGACAUUAAAAAAGGUAGAGAGUUGGCUCGCAGGUGCAAUGAAUUUUGCGCAAAGCUGGCAAACGACGAUCCUGCUCGAUUCGGGUGGUUCGCUACCCUUCCUCCUUUAACCGACGUUGCUGGAUGUAUCGAAGAAAUCGAUUACGCUUUCAAUCACCUUAGUGUGGAUGGUGUUACGGUGCUGACAACAUACCCUUACCAGGGAACGUCAUUGUACCUUGGAAAUGAAAUAGUUCACCCUGUAUGGGAAAAGCUGAAUUCUAUCAACGCUGCGGUUUUCAUUCAUCCCUCGAGUUCAAUCAUGCCCAUCGUUAACCAGUACGCACCGAAGCCGCUCUUUGAUUACCCGCAGGAGACUACACGUACCGCUGCUGACCUUGUUUUAUCGGGAACCAAAGCCAAGUACCCUAAUGUCAAGAUGAUUCUUUCGCAUGCUGGUGGCACUUUAGCCUUCCUUGCACCUCGAAUCUGUAGUAUCAGUACCGGAAUGAGAACAACGGAGCAGCUUGAAGAGGAUUUCAGAUCGUUCUAUUUUGACACCGCUUUGUCCUCUUCCAAAGGCCAGUUGCUAGCUUUGUUAGAAUUUUCCGAUCCGUCCCAUAUUUUCUUCGGCAGCGACGUACCGUAUGCUCCAAUUGAAGCCGCCAAUGCCAUCACUAUGCGAUUAGAUGAAUUUUUUGCACAUGAGGAGUACAAGCAUUUAGCACAAAAAGUGGACCGGGAAAAUGCCUUGGCGCUGUUCCCAAGAUUCUCCAAAGCAGGUCAAUAAGCGUCUGCUGUAAAUCAGAUAAAAGUAUUUUAUUUAUUGGUAUUAUUUGACAGUGAUGUGAUUAAAUAGAUUUAUGGCCUUCUUAGUAUGAUCGAAUAAAAUGAAAUACUAGAGCAGCUGAGCC